Ophidiomyces ophidiicola is the source of this 1644-nucleotide messenger RNA. RefSeq lists its product as uncharacterized. The coding region runs from base 1 to 1644 and encodes 547 amino acids. NCBI's taxonomy places the organism in Eukaryota, Fungi, Ascomycota, Eurotiomycetes, Onygenales, Onygenaceae. The record is from RefSeq and is a predicted model, not a curated record. The transcript has a single exon.
AUGGCACAUCCAAAAGCAGCAUGGCCAAAUGUUGCCAACACUGGAAGUUUCGUCGCUCACCACAUGCGAUCUCGAUCGUUUACUGAAGGUACGAGCUCUGGCCGAAGCCGACUCCGACGAACAGUGUCGAUCCGGGCGGUCAACGCUCAUCUAGACUCCUCUGAGUCAAUUCCUAGUGACCACAGCUCCCUUUAUCUUGGGCACCUUACUAGUUUCGACGGCUAUGAUGAAGACUACCAAACCGAAAAUGCUUUGCAUAUCACAGAAGGGUAUCCAUCUAGCCAGCUGUUGGAUGCUGCCAAUGGUGUUCAUAUUCGGAAUAUUAAUACUCCUGCAUCUUGUGGAGCAUGGCGAGCUCAUGUUUUGGAACCUAUCACGGAGCAGUCAAGCGUUUCCACGCUGAAAUUCUCUGUAGCACCGCCCCCUAUAGCCGUAAUGAAGUCUGUUAACAGCUCCUUAAAGUCUGAAGCAUCUUACCUUUUCGUACUUGGAAAACGAUACGGGAAUAAGAUCUAUUCAUUCGACGAUUUAGAUAUCCCUUCCAUUCGCCCUAAGUUCUCGUUCGCCUCGCUUCCCACGGACCUGCGUCGAUCUGCACGUUUAUCUUCCUCUGCUGGAAGCUUUCGAGACGACAUGUGGUACGAUGAACGCUAUUCCCCUGUUGAGCCAACUGAGCCUAUAUAUCCUCCCCCUAUACGAUGUCCUACUCCCCCAGGGAUUCCAUCCUUUGGGUCUCCAGAAGCAAUUCGAUUCCAGAUUUCGACUCGCCCUGUACAAUCAUCCGAAGCCGCUGGUAAUAAUCGUCUCUGCUGUUUCUUUGGAUUUCGACGGCUGUUUAGUUUUUCUUCAUGCGCCGCGCAGCCGCCCGCACCACCCCUACCAACUGGAGUAGUUUCGCGUGCUGAUGAUGGAACUUUCGUUCGUGGUCGCUUUGGUACACGAAAUAGCGGGCAUGGUGUAGGUGCUGGGUUGGGGGCAGCAGGGUUGGAAAACCAUCCUUUCCAUCAUGAGUCGCUCCCUAUCGCCUGUCGUCAGCCAAUGGAACGUAGGGUUCCAUCAUCCCAGGAUCAAAGACAAACGUCGCUCUGUUGCACUGCCACUCCUCCUGCCUCAAUCUCUUCCCAGGCGCCACCAAGGCCUUCUUCACUUCGCUCGGCUUCCUCAAGGACUAGUAGCAACUACCCCCUUCCUCGUCGAGUUCAUUUUGUUGAUGGUACACGACCAAAUGAAACGUCUUCUGUCCCAAUUCCGUCAUACAUUCGGUAUCCACCACUCGUUCCGCCUGCACCAGGAACUGUGACGAUGCAUGACCAGCCCACACAAGGCACCGGCAGUGUUACCAUUAAUAACCGCACUUCUGACCCCUGUACACCCUCUUCUCAAACGAUAUGCCUUGGGACAAACUCAUCUGCGGCCUCAUCGCCUCGCUACGAAAGGGAUGAGGAUAUUUCGUUGCUUGCUUGCCUGGCGGACUGUUGUGGACUAUCUGCUCCAUUUCACCAUGCCGUAAGUAAUAAUAACGCCCAUGGUGAGGUGGCGACACAUCGGCGUCGUUUCAAGUUUUUAGAGACUUGGAACCUCAAACCAGCGUCAGCAAGACAAUGGAGGCUGGCUUGGGGUUACCAGCCAUAUAGUUCUGGCUGA